AUGUAUCGUCAGCGGCAAAAGGAAACCUUACUAGCGGAAAACGCUGAUGCAUCUCAAGGAGCCCAGUCACAACAAGUGAAAGACCUCAUGAACUUCAUUCGAGUUCAGAUAGAAAUACGGGAGGAAAGCGGUCUCGAGGAAGCGACAUCGUCCACAAGCCGGCGGCAUCCGCAGCGAGAAUUCCGGCCACCACAACCACCCCUGCCAUCCGCUGCGGCUUUAUCAGCCGAAGUUCGACCCCCCUACUCGCGCCCCUGCCUGCUGUGCAACUCGCCCGAACACACUAUUCAGGAGUGCUCCGAACGCCUCACUCCGGAAGAAAAACGAAGGAGGCUUCAGGUGGACAAGCUGUGCUUCCGCUGCGCCAAACGCAACCACUUCGCCAACGAUUGCCGAACCUCCAGAUCCCUGCAGUGCCACCAAUGCGCUGGACGGCAUUUGACUUCGCUAUGCGACAUCAACAACGUCAGGAACCGGUCACAGCGUACCGGCAACGCCUCGGCACCACAAGACCGCGCAUCAGGGUCUGCCACAACCCCAUAUCGUGCAACUUCAGUGUCAACCAGCGGCGCUGGUCUCACGCCCGUGCUGCUGCAGACUGGCAGAGCGUGGGCUAUCGCGCCAGAAAAGACAGUGCUGGUUCGCUUCCUGCUCGACACAGGAAGUCAACGCUCUUUCGUUAGGCAGGACAUCGCUCGUGCCUUGAAGUGUCCCGUUCGCGGCACUGAGCGUCUUACCUUGUUCACUUUCGGGAAAACGCAACGUCCCGCGACUCUGACUUGUGAACGCGUUGCGGUGACGCUUCGGAGCCAACAUAGCAGUAACGAGACCACCAUAGAAGCUCUGGCAAUACCAGAAAUUAGCCCAGUGACAAGUCCACCAGCAGACGGCGAGCUCGUCACCAUGAUGACACGGCAAGGUAUGCUCCCGGCUGAUGCACAUCCAGAAGCGACAACAUUCCAGGAGGACGAGAUCAGUGUAUUAAUAGGAUCGGACAUCUACUGGGACGUGGCAACCGGACAAAUCGCACGGCUUUCCCCUAAGAUAACAGCGGCAGAAACCCUUUUUGGAUGGACCAUUCAGCGUACUCUGAGCAACCUAUCGCAAGGAUCGAGAACGCGAGCUACUUCUCUCUUCAUUGCUGUCGAAGAAGCCACUGAAAGCGAUACCGCCCUGGACAUGCGAAUUGCCAACUUAUGGUGCAUCGACUCUUUAGGGGUGCAAGAAAGUCCUGACGGCAACCAAAGCGACAGCAUCGCCCUUGAAUUGUUCGAAAGUGAUGUGUCCAAGAAAGGAGAGCGCUACGAGGUUCCCCUUCUUCUUCGGGAGCCAGGUCUGGAAACCGGCCAAAGCAACUACGACCUCGCUAAACAGCGGCUACUGAUGCAGCUCCGUCGCUUCCGACAGCAACCAGAUCUUCUUGUUCGUUAUGACGACACCAUCAAGGCAUAUUUCAACGAAUCACACGCAGAACGAGUUCCAGACAACGACACGGUGCCUAAGCCCAACACGUACUACAUGCCGCAUCAUGGAGUAAUUCGUCGUGAUGCCGUCACCACCAAGCUUCGGGUUGUUUUUGACGCGUCAUCUCAUGCUCCCGGUCAACCACCCCUGAACAACGUACUCAUGAAAGGGCCCAAGAUGGAUGCCGACUUACUUAAACUUUUGCUCAACUUCAGAAUGCAUCCAAUCAUCAUGGUGGCUGACAUUAAGAAGGCCUACCUUCAAAUCAGCAUUCGCCCGGAGGACAGAGAUGCGCUGCGCUUCCUAUGGGUUGCUCAUCUCCCGACGGAAGACGAACCAUUUCCGCCAAUCGUUCACUGGCGAAUGACCCGCGUGCCCUUCGGAGCUAAGUCCAGCCCCUUUCUCCUAGCAGCAACGUUACAUCACCAUUUCCGAGUAUCCGAAGAGAUUCUCCGAAACAGUGGAAUGCCUCCGACAGUCAUUUUACGUCGAUGA
Molecule: messenger RNA, 1959 nt
Organism: Rhipicephalus sanguineus (brown dog tick)
Lineage: Eukaryota; Metazoa; Arthropoda; Arachnida; Ixodida; Ixodidae
Exons: 1
Coding region: 1-1959 (652 amino acids)
Biological process (GO): proteolysis
Molecular function (GO): nucleic acid binding; zinc ion binding; aspartic-type endopeptidase activity
Source: RefSeq, a predicted model, not a curated record